This is a messenger RNA of Phymastichus coffea, 2236 nucleotides long. Its product is annotated as SET and MYND domain-containing protein 4-like. Gene Ontology annotation, molecular function: protein binding. Lineage: Eukaryota; Metazoa; Arthropoda; Insecta; Hymenoptera; Eulophidae. The transcript has 5 exons. Bases 172 to 2157 code for a protein of 661 amino acids. The record is from RefSeq and is a predicted model, not a curated record.
UCCAUACGUUUGUACCUAUGGAACCGGGGCUUAAGAAAAACGAAUUUGAUAAAUACAGAAGGCGUUUUUGAUCCGGUGUUACUGGCUGAAUUCAUCAGGGAAAGCUCGACAGCCGGUAACACUUACUUUAUACGUUCAGUGUUCUAGCCGCUAUACGGGCUUAUAUAUUUAAUGAGCCAAUUUCCUGCCGGUUGCGGAUGGCCGAUACCAUCUAGAGAGAAUGGAUGGAUCACGAGACAGCCUCAGAACUCUUUAUUUUGCAAAAUGUUUGUUCAGUCAAAGCUUAUUCAAGCUAAUAAAUAUGAGGAAUAUUGCAAAAAAUUUUCUAACCAAAGCGAUUUUGAACAUCAAAUUAAAACUUCAAUUGAAGUAUUGAACGAAAUAGUUCCUUUAAAUGCUUAUAAGUAUGAAUGUAAAAGCACUGUUAGAUCAAACACUCUACGUCAAAAAGCUGAUAAGUUAUUUUUUGAAAUAAAAGGCACAGUAAGUGGACUUUUGCAUGCGUGGAAAAUUUAUUCCAAAAGUAUAGCUUAUGCAGAAAAUAAUUCUAAAGAAUUACCUUUAGCAUAUGCUAAUAGAUCAGCAAUUUUAUAUCAUUUGAAAAAAUAUGAAGAGUGUGUAAGGGACAUCAACAAAACAUUACAAUUAAGCUAUCCUGAUUCUUAUAGAGCCAAUUUAAUAAGAAGAAAAGCAAAGUGUUUGAAGUUGUUAGGGAAACCAGAAGCUGAUAAUGCGUGUCAAGAAGCCAGGAAAUGGUUGGAAAAUGCACAAUUAAGUGACAACAAUAAAGAAGAAAUUACAAAAAAGAUACAAUCUGCUACAAAAUUUAAUAUGCAAAAAUCUCAAAGUAACAUGACAAGACAGGUUUUACCAAAUAUUGUAAAAAACAAUAAGAUCCCCUGUGCAUCAGAUGCUGUGGAUAUAAAGUAUAAUGUGAACUAUGGAAAGCAUAUUGUAGCAACUCGUAAUAUUAGUGUAGGAGAAGUUUUAGCAAUUGAGAGACCUUAUACUUUGCAGCUGAAAUUAGAUCACAUUUAUACUCAUUGCUCUCAUUGUUUUGCAAGAGCAUGGGACAGUAUUCCUUGUCCUAAUUGUGUUUAUACCAUGUAUUGCUCUGAAUUGUGUAGAGAGGAGGCAUGGAAACAAUAUCAUGAUGUUGAAUGUUCUGUUAAAGGCUAUUUUGUUAAUAUGAAAAUGAAUGAAUUGGCACCAUUUAGUUUAAGAUUAGCUUUAAUAGCCAUCAGAGAAGCUGGCAGCAUUGAAAAGCUUGAGGAAGAAUUAAACCGUAUUGAUGAUAUUAAAGAUCCACUAGAAAAGUGUUUGUUAGAUGGUGUUUAUUACAGUGAUAUUUAUAGAGCACUUUACUGCCUUGAAACUCAUAAAAGUGAAAGAAUGUGGCCAGAGCUUAUUAGUCUUACAUUGAAUAGUGCCAUUAUUAUUUAUUACACAUACAUUUCUACUUUAUUUUUUGGAGAAAAUUCGGACAAAAGUAUUAAAAAAAUAUCAGACAAUCCAAAAGUGAUUUUUGUAGCUAAGCUAAUAGCUCAUCAUUAUAUGACUCUCCAAAUGAAUGAUCAUGUAUUCAGUGAAAUUGACCGUAGAGGUCAAAACCAUAAUCUUGGUGCAGGAAUUUAUUUGUUUUGCAGUCUUUUUAAUCACAGUUGUAAUCCAAAUGUUACUAGGAUUCCUGUAAUGGAGAAUGGCAACAAGCCUCAACAAAUGAUUUUAGCUGUUCACCCAAUAGAACAAGGAUCCCAAAUUUUUGACGAUUAUGGGUUUGAUUAUGCUACUGAAUCUCUAUCUAGAAGAAAAAAUCUUUGUUACCAAUACAAAUUUCUUUGUAAGUGUAAAGCUUGUGAGAAUGAUUGGCCUUCAUAUGGAAAUUUGAAGUCCAUUUGUUUGUUAACUACAAAAUUUAGAGAAAAUCAAGCCGAAUUGAAAAAAUGGAUUAAGAAAUGUUUUCUUUACAAAAAAACUGUAAUGAGUGCUGAUUUUCAGUUUUUAGAUUCUGAAAGUCAAUCGAUUUUAUCAAGCUUAACUGAAGUAGUCACAGUAUUAUUUAAUUAUAGUUCACAACCAAAUGAAGAAUUUUAUGAAUCAGUAAUGUCACUUAGACAGGCUUUUUUAUUUAUUUAUGGAAAUAGAAUAGAUUUUUAAGAAACAUCGGACAAAAAUCGUUAUAGGUUUCUUAAAAAAGUUUUUAGAUGCUAAUAAUUGUAAAAGACAGUAUUUCUUA